Ilex paraguariensis (yerba mate) is the source of this 1380-nucleotide messenger RNA. Lineage: Eukaryota; Viridiplantae; Streptophyta; Magnoliopsida; Aquifoliales; Aquifoliaceae. The record is from the annotation of a GenBank genome assembly.
AUGUCUCUUCCACAUUUCUUCAUCUUCUUCUUCUGCGUCUCUCUCUGUGUUUCUUCUUCCUUUUCAGCUCUUCUCGCACCCAUCACGAAAGACCACACCACUCGUCAGUACACACUCUCAGUUUACCUGAAAACCCCACUUCAACCCACCAAAUUGGUCCUAGAUCUAGGAGCCUCCUUCAGCUGGGUCGACUGUACUCAAAAUUACACUUCCACCACGUACCACUCCAUCCCAUGCAGUUCUUCUCUCUGCAAUGCCAUCGCUUCACUCGCUUGCUCCAACUGUUUCAACCCGCCCGGUCCCGGUUGUGCCAACGACUCGUGUGCUAUGUUCUCCGAAAACUCAGUCACCCGGAAGGCCAUUAUAGCCGAAGCACUCGUCGACUCGCUCGCUUUGCCCACCACCGACGGUCGCAACCCGGGUCGACUCGGUCUCAUCCCCGAGUUCGUAUUCUCUUGCUCCAAAACGUCUUUACUCAAAGGACUCGCGAAAGGAGUCACCGGUUUGGGCGGUCUGGGCCGGUCCAACUUUUCGAUUCCGGCGCAGGUUAGCAAAGCCUUCUCUUCUCCUUACUUGUUUGCGCUGUGCCUGUCCGGUUCACCCUCCGCUCCUGGCGUGGCUUUCUUUAACUCUGAUGGACCCUACUAUUUCUUGCCCGAAAUUGACCUUUCAAAAUCACUUGUUUACACUCCACUCCUUUUGAAUCCAGUAGGGAACACCAUCAUAACGUACUACCUACACCCCUCGGAUGAGUAUUUUAUUGGUGUGACUUCUAUAAAAGUCAACGGAAAUAACGUACCCAUUAAUCAGACGAUCAUGACCAUUGAUCAGAAUGGCUUUGGUGGGACCAAGAUCAGCACCGUUGUUCCGUACACAGUCCUACAAACGCCUAUUUAUAAGGCGUUUACGGAAGCGUUUGUUAAUGAAUCAGCUGCGUUGAACCUCACCGUAACAAAGCCUGUGAUCGGGGUGUGUUACAAUGCGGACGACGUUUCAAGUACGCUCGUGGGACCGGCUGUUCCGACCGUAGAUCUGCCAUUCGGGGUGUGUUACAAUGCGGACGACGUUUCGAGUACGCUCGUGGGACCGGCUGUUCCGACCGUAGAUCUGGUGAUGCAGAGUGAUGAUGUGUUUUGGAGGAUCUUUGGAUCGAAUUCGAUGGUCAGGAUUGUGAGGAAAGGUGUAGACUUGUGGUGCUUGGGGUUUGUGGAUGGUGGGGCCAAUCCAAGGACAGCGAUUGUGAUUGGAGGGCAUCAGAUGGAGGAUAAUCUUUUGCAGUUUGAUCUUGGGUUGAAGAGACUGGGUUUUUCUUCUUCAGUUUUGCUGCAUAGAACUACGUGUAGUAACUUCAAUUUUACCACAAACAAUAACUUAAAAUAG